This is a messenger RNA of Venturia canescens, 3558 nucleotides long. RefSeq names its product Delta[1]-pyrroline-5-carboxylate synthase (gene P5CS). Lineage: Eukaryota; Metazoa; Arthropoda; Insecta; Hymenoptera; Ichneumonidae. The coding region runs from base 186 to 2552 and encodes 788 amino acids. The transcript is spliced from 6 exons. The record is from RefSeq and is a predicted model, not a curated record. Gene Ontology annotation, cellular component: cytoplasm; mitochondrion. Gene Ontology annotation, molecular function: glutamate 5-kinase activity; ATP binding; glutamate-5-semialdehyde dehydrogenase (NADP+) activity.
CGCGUUUACGAAUCAGUCGGUUGUCUCUCGAGCCUCGCAUCUAUCGAGUCUCCUUUGGAAUUGCGGACAGCGUUUUCUCUGAGCUUCCCGUCGGAGCUCACACACGUUGUCCGUAACUUUUUCCUUCCCUCGAACAAACCUCUUCGUCUCACUGCUUUUUUGUACAUUUCAAAGGGAAUCUCAAAAUGUACGUGGGAUUGCACAUCGUGCGAUCCUCGAGGAUCGCUGGUUACCAGUUUUCAAGGAGGUGCGCCUCGACUACUCCCGGAAUUUGGGUUAACCAUCUCCAGACCGGUAACCGAGUGGAUUUUCGACGAGAGGUACAAACAGCUGAGAGACCAAGACGCGCGACUUUCACCGAGCGAAAUCAACUGAAGUACGCGAGGCGUCUUGUCGUGAAACUCGGUAGUGCGGUUAUCACGAGAGAGGAUGAACACGGUUUGGCACUUGGUCGUCUCGCAUCGAUUGUCGAACAAGUUGCCGAAUGUCAGAUCGAGGGCCGGGAGUGCAUAAUGGUGACGAGCGGAGCUGUUGCAUUUGGCAAGCAAAAGCUCACGCAGGAGCUUCUUAUGUCGCUAUCGAUGAGGGAGACGCUCAGCCCAGCCGAUCACACGCGAGAGCACGUUGGAACUCUGCUCGACCCAAGAGCCGCAGCGGCCGUCGGUCAAUCCGGUCUCAUGUCACUGUACGACGCAAUGUUCGCCCAAUACGGAGUCAAGCUCGCGCAAGUACUCGUGACGAAGCCAGAUUUCUACAACGAGGAGACCCGCAAAAAUAUUUUCAGCACCCUGAGCGAAUUGAUAAGCCUGAAUAUCGUUCCCAUAAUCAACACGAACGACGCCGUCUCGCCGCCACCGCAGUCCGACGAGGAAGUCUCAGGCGGGGGUGGUCGACGCGGCAUUUCCAUAAAGGACAACGAUUCCCUAGCGGCUAUGCUGGCGGCGGAAAUUCAGGCUGACCUCUUGAUCCUGAUGAGCGACGUCGACGGCAUUUAUAACUUGCCACCCUGGCAGGAUGGGGCGAAGAUGCUUCACACCUUCACCUCCGAUCUGCGGGGGACCAUCAAAUUCGGACAGAAAUCUAAAGUCGGGACGGGAGGAAUGGACUCGAAAGUAAAUGCCGCACUUUGGGCACUCGAUCGCGGAGUCUCCGUAGUCAUUUGCAACGGAACUCAGGAAAAGGCCAUCAAGAGCAUCAUGGGAGGGAGGAAAAUCGGUACUUUCUUUACCGAGAGCAGCACCACGUCUGCCCCCGUGGAAGUCGUCGCUGAAAACGCCCGCGUUGGGAGCCGAGUCCUCCAGGCACUGGAGCCAGAGCAACGUGCCGGUGCGAUAAACACCCUGGCGGAGCUUCUGCAUUCGAAGCAAGAUGAGAUUCUCGCGGCGAACGCAAAAGAUGUUGAGGAAGCGACGAGCAGCGGUCUGGCGAAGCCGCUUCUCUCGAGGCUCUCAUUGACGCCAUCGAAGUUGAAGUCGUUGAGCACGGGACUGCGUCAAAUAGCGGAGGACUCUUUGGAGAACGUGGGUCGCGUGUUGCGGAGAACAAAACUAGCGGAGGAGCUGGAACUGCGCCAGAUAACGGUCCCGAUUGGUGUGCUGCUCGUGAUAUUUGAAUCCCGGCCAGACAGUUUGCCACAAGUAGCAGCACUCGCGAUGUCGAGUGCAAACGGCUUGUUACUCAAAGGAGGCAAAGAGGCGGCUCACAGUAAUCGCUGCCUGAUGGACCUCGUGAAAGAAUCGUUGAGUUCGGUCGGCGCAGCGCAGGCAAUUUCGCUCGUAUCGACGAGAGAAGAAAUCGGGGAUUUGCUAGCGAUGGAAAAGCACAUCGACCUUAUUAUACCCCGGGGAAGUUCGGAACUCGUGAGAAGUAUUCAGGAGCAAUCGAAGCACAUUCCUGUGCUGGGACACGCGGAGGGCGUGUGCCACGUUUACGUCGACAAAGACGCCGACCUCGCGAAAGCAUUGCACAUAAUUCGGGACUCGAAGUGCGAUUAUCCGGCAGCCUGUAACGCCAUGGAAACUCUCUUGAUCCACGAGAGUCUCAUGAGCGGAAGUUUCUUCAGCGAGGUUUGCAGCAUGCUCCAAAAAGAAGGGGUUAAAAUCAACUCGGGACCGAAGUUGCGAGAACAAUUGACCUUCGGGCCACCCGCUGCCAAGAGCAUGAGAACCGAAUAUGGAGCUCUCGAGUGUACCAUUGAACUCGUUCCCGAACUCGACGGAGCGAUAAAUCACAUUCUCAAAUACGGCAGCGCUCAUACUGACGUUAUCGUUACCGAAAAUUCACGGAGAGCCGCACACUUCCAACGCGAAGUCGACAGCGCUUGUGUAUUUCACAAUGCCAGCACUAGGUUCGCCGAUGGAUUCAGAUUUGGUCUUGGGGCUGAGGUCGGCAUUUCAACGUCGAGAAUUCACGCUAGAGGACCAGUCGGAGUGGACGGUCUUCUGACGACGAAGUGGGUACUCCAGGGCAACGGACACGCUGCGUCAGAUUUUGCGGAGGGCGGCACAAGAACUUGGCUCCAUCAACACUUGCCCGUAAACGAGAGGGCAUGAAGUUUGACAAGGGUUUUUAUUCCGUCAGUGGUAAAGACGCGAUGUUCCCGGUCGACCUUGAUCGACAUUGAGCCUGAAAAAGUGACGGAUCGGGGGCAAGGCUUUUACGCGACUUCUCCGAUUCGGUUAUUCCGGCGACUGCGAAACUUUCUUCGUUCUUAUUUUCACGGACCAGCUUGACGGAGGAUUAUUCAUCAUUUUUUUUUCUUGUUCGUGCGAAUCGUAAACUCUGACUGUUGGCUAUUGUGGUAUUUUGACGUAUCGAGAAGCCAAAUAUUUUUGCAACGACGUCUCCAUGGGAAAAAAGAUCGGAAAAAAUAUUGUGAGAUUUUGAAAAUAUUUUUGAGGACAUAAAUUGAUCUUCUCGAAGACCGAAGAAACUUGCAACUGUUGAAAAUUUAGGGGAAGUCAUAAUUUCGUAGAGAAUUUUAAGAUAAAUCACAAACCACAAGAUUUUUACGAAUGUGUUAUAAUUUUCUGAGUAAUAACUCACGUUCAUACGUCAAUAUUUAUGUGUGCGAUACUGCCAAGGAAAAUCUGUGAAUGGUGAGGAAAGAAAAAUCUGUCGCUUUGAAAAUAGUGAAAGUAAAAAGUUGUCACAGCCAACGAGUUUAUGCCGGGUAUGAAAAGAGGAGAGAAAAAGCGUGCGUACAUCACUCGUGGUCAGUGAGAAGGCCGGCGAGAAAAGGCUCUUUGGAAGUUUGCCACGCUUUUCUAACGUCCCUCGAGCGACUUUCUCCCUUUUUAGUCCGUUGGGUAUACGAGAGAAAAGAAUAUCUUGGGAAGUUUCAAGUACAGAUAUGAGUGGCGUAAACAUAUACGUAAAUAUUGAGAUGAAGGGUCGUAGGAGAAGAAAGAAGCCUUUCUCGGCCCUUCGAGAAAAAUGGGUCAAUCCUCAAAGGGAAGAGCGCACGAAAACAUGGAGAAAAAUCAACAGCGACGCUUACGGGAGCACGAGCUGAGAAUGUAAAUAUUAAAAGAAAUAAAAUAGGCAAAUUAUCGUAAA